UGCACUUAGGUAUGCCGGCUAAUUGGCUAGAGGUUAAAAGCGCGAAAUAGAGGCAUGUCCUAGCAAAAAGGAGGAAGGAAAAUAAAUAGGCAAAAAAGUUCAAAUCGCAAUCGCAUGAGAGAGAGUGUAUGAGAGUGUGCAGGUGCAGCGGCCAGCACAGGCACAUCAGAUGACGGUGAUUUAAUUUCGAUUUGGUUGGGAGUCCUUUCAUUCUUUGUUUCAAUUUCAUUUCAUUGACGCAAAAACCAUAUAACUAAAAACCGAAAUAAAAGGAAACGCACCGCAAAUCUGGGCGGAAACCUAAGUGAGUCUGUGCAGAUCAGAUCAUAGUGAGAUCCGUUUGGGUGUUGGAAUCGCAUCCGAAUCCGAUGGAAGCAAUCGAAGAAUUGUAUCAGCUUUCUGAUUCCAUGCGCCAGGCCUCCUCCGUCCUCGCCGACGACGAUCCCGACGACCCCGCCACCUCUAAGCGCCCUUCCACCUUCCUCAACGUCGUUGCCCUCGGCAAUGUCGGUGCUGGCAAAUCUGCUGUCUUGAAUAGCUUGAUUGGACAUCCUGUUUUGCCUACUGGCGAAAAUGGUGCAACCAGAGCUCCCAUAAGCAUCGAAUUGAACAGGGACGGCUCUUUAAGCAGCAAGUCCAUCAUCCUGCAAAUUGACAAUAAAUCUCAACAGGUUUCUGCGAGUGCCCUUCGGCAUUCUCUACAGGAUAGACUAAGCAAAGGAUCAUCAGGUAGGAGCCGUGAUGAAAUAUAUCUGAAACUUCGAACCAGUACAGCACCGCCACUGAAAUUGAUUGACUUACCUGGAUUGGACCAGCGGAUUAUGGAUGACAAAGCAAUCAGUGAAUAUGUGGAGCACAAUGAUGCUAUAUUGCUGGUAGUCAUUCCUGCUUCUCAGGCACCAGAAAUUUCUGCAUCACGAGCCCUCAGAGUGGCAAAGGAGUAUGAUGCAGAAUCCACUAGAACAGUUGGUGUUAUCAGUAAAAUUGAUCAGGCUGCUGCAGAACCAAAAGCUCUUGCAGCAGUGCAGGCUCUCCUAUUGAACCAGGGACCCCCCAAAACAUCUGAUAUUCCAUGGGUUGCUUUGAUUGGCCAAUCUGUAUCUAUAGCUUCUGCACAGUCUGGGAGUGCAGCAUCUGAGAACUCUUUGGAAACCGCUUGGCGAGCAGAGACUGAAAGUUUGAAAUCAAUAUUGACUGGAGCUCCUCAAAACAAGCUUGGGAGAGUUGCCUUGGUUGAGUCUCUUGCUGGACAGAUUCGCAACCGCAUGAAACUAAGGCUUCCAACUCUUCUCACUGGGCUGCAGGGCAAGUCUCAAAUUGUUCAGGACGAGUUAGUGAAGCUUGGUGAGCAAAUGGUUAGUACAUCCGAAGGUACUCGGGCUUUAGCUUUGGAGUUGUGUCGUGAGUUUGAGGAGAAGUUUCUCCAACAUCUUACUGGGGGCGAGGGUAAUGGUUGGAAAGUUGUGGCCAGUUUUGAAGGGAAUUUUCCUAACAGAAUUAAGCAACUUCCUAUUGACAGACACUUCGACAUAAAUAAUGUCAAGAGGAUUGUUCUAGAAGCAGACGGCUAUCAGCCUUAUCUAAUCUCUCCAGAGAAAGGUUUGAGGUCCUUAAUAAAAGGUGUUCUUGAACUGGCAAAGGAGCCAUCGCGCCUAUGUGUAGAUGAGGUACAUCGUGUGCUUGUGGAUCUAGUUUCUGCUGCUGCAAAUGCCACUCCUGGGCUUGGAAGAUAUCCUCCAUUUAAGAGAGAGAUUGUGGCAAUAGCAAGUUCUGCCCUUGAGAAAUUUAAAAAUGAAUCCAAAACGAUGGUGGUUGCACUAGUUGAUAUGGAGCGUGCAUUUGUUCCUCCCCAGCACUUCAUUCGUUUAGUGCAGAGACGAAUGGAAAGACAACGCCGAGAAGAGGAGCUAAAGAACCGGUCGUCCAAAAAGGCAACUGAUGCAGAACAGUCAAUUCUGAGUAGGGCAACUAGUCCUCAACAAAGUGGAGGAAACUUAAAAUCAAUGAAAGAGAAGUCCAAUCAGCCUGACAAAGAUAUACAAGAGCCAUCGAGCUUAAAGACUGCUGGGCCCGAUGGGGAGAUAACGGCAGGAUAUAUGUUGAAAAAAAGCGGAAAGGGUAGUGGUUGGAGUAGAAGAUGGUUUGUCUUAAACGAGAAGAGUGGCAAGCUUGGUUACACCAAGAAACAAGAGGAGAAACAUUUCCGGGGAGUCAUUACAUUAGAGGAAUGCAACAUUGAGGAACUUUCUGAAGAUGAUGAAGCCCCUGCAAAGAGUUCUAAGGAUAAGAAGUCCAACGGACCUGAUUCUGGAAAAACAUCAAACCUUACUUUCAAGAUAACAAAUAAGGUCCCCUAUAAAACUGUCAUGAAAGCUCAAAGCACAGUUUUGUUAAAGGCUGAGAGCAUGGCAGAUAAGGUUGAGUGGAUCAACAAGCUAAGAAAUGUUGCACAGUCUAAAGGUGGUCAAGUCAUCGGUGAGCAGGGUUUUCCUAUGCGACAGAGUCUUUCUGAUGGUUCCCUUGAUACUAUGGCUAGAAAACCUGCAGACCCAGAAGAGGAACUUAGAUGGAUGUCUCAAGAAGUGCGUGGUUAUGUUGAAGCUGUUCUUAACAGCCUUGCUGCUAAUGUCCCAAAAGCAGUUGUGCUUUGUCAAGUAGAGAAAGCCAAAGAAGACAUGCUUAACCAGUUGUACAGUUCCAUCAGUGCUCAAAGCUCAGCGAAAAUUGAGGAGCUGCUCCAGGAGGACCAAAAUGUCAAGCGCAAAAGGGAGCGUGUUCAGAAACAGUCUUCGCUUCUUUCAAAACUAACUAGGCAACUUGGCAUCCAUGACAACAGAGCGGCUGCAGCCUCCACUUGGUCUGAUGGAGGGAGUGCAAUAGAAAGUAGCCCAAGAACCUCUGGAGCCUCCUCAGGUGAUGAUUGGAGGUCUGCAUUUGAUGCUGCUGCUAAUGGUCCCAGCGACUUGUCAUCUAGGUAUGGUUCUGGUGGUCAUAGUAGACGUUACAGUGACCCGUCCCAAAAUGGCGAUUUGAGCUCAGGGUCAAAUUCUGGAAGUCGCCGGACACCUACUCGGUUGCCACCAGCCCCUCCGCCAUCUGGUUCAAGAUAUUAGAUAAACCAUGGUUUUCAUCAAGAUUAUGCAUUCUUGUUGUCUGGACGCAUUCAGUUUUUCUUGCUUUUAUUUCGAGACUGUUCCACACCCCUCUCUAAGUAACAUAGUGGAAUGUUAUAGGCUUGUAGAUAAGUAUUGAUUUGCAGUCAUCUUAGCAUGCGUCCAAUUUUAUUCCCUUGCUGGGUAUGUGGGGGCAAUGUUGGGUAAGAUGAUAUUGUCUUCCCAACAUUUUUUUUUUCCUAAAAAAAAGAAUACAGAUGUAAUUGUUUUGUAUCUAUGUGAUUAUCAGCAGUUAUAUCAUUUGUCCAUCAAUCGUGAUUGCUUUUA
This is a messenger RNA of Arachis stenosperma, 3440 nucleotides long. Its product is annotated as dynamin-2A-like. Bases 369 to 3113 code for a protein of 914 amino acids. The transcript has 22 exons. Gene Ontology annotation, cellular component: microtubule; cytoplasm; membrane. NCBI's taxonomy places the organism in Eukaryota, Viridiplantae, Streptophyta, Magnoliopsida, Fabales, Fabaceae. The record is from RefSeq and is a predicted model, not a curated record. Gene Ontology annotation, molecular function: GTPase activity; GTP binding; microtubule binding.